GUGCCGUUAUCGAUGGUUUUACAGCCAUACUUUACGCACCACCAUUUUUGUUUGGACAAUGGAGAAUUUUUCUAAAUUUAUAGAAAACGCAUAAUUUGGACGAAGUACAACGCCCACAAGAUGUUCAAUGGCAUGGUGAGAACGAUCCGCGACAGCGUCGUCGGAACCUACCCCUCUUGCCAUGUCAGCACUCGCCUGGAGGAGCGGAGAGCCAAGCAAAGGGCGAUGCGCCAGGAGCGCAGGCGGAAACCAGACAAGCCGGACGAUUUUGUCACCUACGAGGACUCGGGCAGCGACGAGGAGACGCCCCAGCAGCAGGAUGAGGUGCUCAAUACAUCCUACAACCUAUGCGACUACCUAAGGAGCAGAGAGAGUGCUCUCCAGGAUCGGCGCAGCGUCAAUGUGGAGUAUACCAGUCGAUACGUGCUCACCCACGAUAUGCUGCGCGAGACCCAAAUCAAUCUGGGCUACAUCAACAAGGUGUUCUGCUCCAAGUGGCUGAGCAACCGGCAGGUUGUCUUCGGCACCAAGUGCAAUAAGCUGCUCGUCUACGACGUGAACAUGCGGCGGGUGGACGCCAUCCCAACGCUGUCCAACAGUCGAGCUAAUCAUCCGGAGGUGCAGGGAGGCCUGCAUGCCAUUGAGCUGUCGCCUAGUCGCUCGUUUCUGGCCACCGGUGCGCGCAACUCCUCCGACAUUGCUGUGUAUCGCCUGCCCACGCUGGAUCCGGUGUGCGUAGGCGAGAACGGCCAUCGAGACUUGAUCAUGGGCAUGUGCUGGCUGGACGAUCAGUUUUUGGUCUCCGGAUCGAAGGACUCGCGCAUGGCCCUUUGGCGCAUCAACGAGGAUCAUAUGGAGUUUCCAGAUGGCGGCGAGGAGGCGUGUCCCACCUUUGCCACCAUUCACCCGCUUAGUGUUAAGGAAGUGCGAACUGCCCAAAGGAUACGCUCCCUGUGCUUCAACAAGGAGUUCAAGGAGAUUGCCGCCCUCUCACUGAACGGCUACAUACACAUCUUCAAUGCGGAGACCUUCAAGCAGACCCUCUCCCGCAAGCUGCCCAACUGCCAGGACAAUGUGAGCAUUGCCUAUCACAACGAUGGCCUGUAUGCGGUCGGCUGUCGCUCCUACACCAUCCUACUGGACGCCCGCACCCUGCAGACCAUCAAGAAGAUCACCUCCCGGUACAGUGGAUGCGGCAUUCGAGCCACCUCCUUCGAGGGCAACCUCCUAACGGUGGGCACUGGCCUGGGCAUGCUCCUGUUCUAUGAUAUUCGUGCCGGAAAGUAUCUGGAGAGCAGUGUAAAUGCCUCCCGGACUGUCGCCCUCAAGUGCAGUAAAGGGAUUGUGUAUCCGGAGGAUGAUUUGGACGGUUUCCAGCAGGUGAAAUACGUGCCUGCCAUCUACACCCACUGCUAUGACAGUACGAGGAUGCGCCUCUUUGCGGCGGGCGGUCCACUGCCAGCCACCCUGGUUGGCAACUAUGCGGGAGUUUGGCAAUAGAAAGAAUCCCUGGGGCUCAUAAAACUGAUUAGCUUUUAAGUUGAGUCAUUUGUUGAUUUGUGAUCUUUGAUUUCUUCGCUCAUACUUUGGCAGGCUAUUGGCCUGUUCAACGUUUUUGUAAAUUAAGCAAACGAUUAGGUAUAUGUAU
Messenger RNA from Drosophila obscura, 1648 nucleotides. It is a transcript of the gene DCAF12, whose product is annotated as DDB1- and CUL4-associated factor 12. NCBI's taxonomy places the organism in Eukaryota, Metazoa, Arthropoda, Insecta, Diptera, Drosophilidae. The record is from RefSeq and is a predicted model, not a curated record. Gene Ontology annotation, molecular function: protein binding. The coding region runs from base 121 to 1500 and encodes 459 amino acids. Gene Ontology annotation, cellular component: Cul4-RING E3 ubiquitin ligase complex. The transcript is spliced from 4 exons.